Molecule: messenger RNA, 4745 nt
Organism: Symsagittifera roscoffensis
Lineage: Eukaryota; Metazoa; Xenacoelomorpha; Acoela; Convolutidae
Exons: 31
Coding region: 1-4602 (1533 amino acids)
Molecular function (GO): calcium ion binding
Source: RefSeq, a predicted model, not a curated record
AUGAAAAAGGGAGGAGGAGGAGGUUUGGAGGUGUUGCCCCCUCUGCAGCACCCCCCUAAAAGUGGUCACGUGGAAAGGAGCAUGAUGUGGGCGGAGGCAGAUGAAACAGAGAGGGUGGCUGUCAAGACACCCUACAGAUUCAACCUGAAAACAGCCGGAUCGCAAUCAACGGACAGCAAACAGCGUCCAGAAAGUGUGUUCGCUGGACUGGGAGGCAAUGUAGAUAAUAGUCAAUCUGUAGGUGACACAAUGGAAAAGAGCAAGAAGUCCAGGACUGUAGUAACUGCACACGCUAGAAUGCAGCAACUGGCACAUCCACCACCUAACGUGUAUCUGGCUGAUGAUCGGCCCGAGUACACUUUUGGAGACCAGACAAGCAGGACAAAAGUCGAGUUUCUUCUCUCCGAUUUUUCGACAGCGGCCGAGCGACAGAGUGGCUUCGGUUUCUACCGGGACAAGACAGCCACAGGAGGAGGAGGGGAGUUUGACUUCGAGCGGGACUUCUCUGAGAUGGUGCGCAUGACUCAGAGGUCGAUGAGGAAACUGCCCCCGAUUGAAGUGUCGGGAGAGGGGGGCAAGGACGGAAACACUUUCAUAAAUCCAGAGUUCCUGCUGAAGAGUAAGAUCACGUGGGGAGAUAGCAGUCACACAAAGUGUGUGGAGUCAUUUGAGAGGCCCUGGUGGCUGAAGAGAAAAGGACUCUGGAUACCCGACAAGGUCAGCAAUAACAGAGGAAAACCCCUACUUCUCAAUUUGCAGCGGCGCCAGUUUGGACGAAAAAUAUGUCCCAACCACGGAAAUCCGAGAAUCGACUUAUCAACUUCUUCCUGUGAUAGAUUUAUUAGACACAUGCUAGGUGAGAGGGAACAUGUAGCACCGGUGGAGAAAAAGAAGAAGGCCGUGCAGCCAUUCAAAUUUUGGACUGCCCCUCCUAAACCAAUCACAAAAGCGGUCAACUUUUACCGACGCUCGGCUGAAUUUGUCGAGUUCCCGCCUCUUUUCGAAGAAACAGGAGAAGGGCACACUUGCACGGCUGCUGCUAGAACACCUGUUUUCCAAUCAGCCGAGGACCGUCUCGCUUUCAUAUACUCGGCAACACCCGGACAAGAACGGAAACUAAGCGCAGAGAUUUUAACAGACGACCAGCGAAAUCAAAUAACCGAGUUAAGUCGUGCUGCGACUGAACAAAAAUUGUAUACAACACCUAAUGUAAAAGCAAUGGAAAAUUCUUUUGACCAAGAUUACGUAAUAACCGACUACACAAUUGAUGGCCAGCCGAACAAUAUUCUAACUCUGGAUCCGACAUUUCAACUAGCGAGAAGCCGAAUGACACGAGAACCGAAGGUUUCACAGGACGACUCGGGAAUUUCCGAAGAAACAGCCACGGCUACCUUAAAAGUGCCACCUCAUCUGUUCCGAGGAUCGACGCUUCAAUUUUUGACGCCAAAUGAGGAACUAUCGAUCUCGAGGAACCACAACGUCCGUAGCUUGAAUCAGAUUGUAACUGAAAGCACAGAUGUUUUUGUAAUCAAACAAGCUUUAACUCGAUCAACUACUCGAGCUGAAACAUUGAAUAAUGCCAACAUAACCAAGAAGUUUCAAUCUGGAACUUUAAACUUGGACAAGAUUGCACCUGAAAGCAGGAGAAUUUUGGAGAAAGAGCUGGAAAAACAUAAAUCAACACCUGAAGAUUUGAUGCCUCAUAUUUCGAGUUAUCUUACAGAAGAGGAGAUACUUUUCCUGAUUGAUCAGAGAUAUAGCAGGAGCAGUCAAGAAGAUAUUGAUUCGGUCGAGCACGACGAGGGUUUUGGCGAACUUGCCAAGAACAAAAACAUCAAAGUCGAGAAGCCAGACGGUUCACGUUUACUUUUGAACUCGCAAAAUGAACUUCAAAUGUGUGACGAGCUCACAACCGAUCAGAAUCUAACUUAUAAUCCAAAAAAGAUCCCUGAAUUGUUCAAUUUAGAAAGCGAUAGUCAAAAUUUGCCUAUGUUCGCAAAUACGAAUAUGAGAGAACAUUUGAAUGUACGAAGAAUGUCUACUGAAAAUCGUCCUCUGGAUCGUCCUUUUUCGGAGAACUUUCCAAAGAUGGACAUGCCACUGGCAUCUGAUUUUUUCAAUCAAUGGGAGCGAUCUUCACGCAGUUGUGAACCAAUCAGAUUAAAGCAAAAUAGAGACGACCCUUCGAGCCAAUUUAUGUACAAUAACUUGGUUAAAAAAGGCCCGAGGAAAAACCAAAAAUCCUUGCUGACAAGUUCAACAAAAAAUUUGAGAGAAGUGCUCGUCAUUCCCGAAUGUGAAGAUGGUAGGAUUAGUGGCGAUUCUGCUAUUGGAAGUUCUUCAACGAAUACAGAUACUGUCGGUGACCUCGUGAUGCCACAUGUUUGGAAGUGUCAGCACUGCAAAGAUACUUUCGACACUAAAAAAGAAUACGACGAUCACCAGACACAUUACCACUCCUUCAAAUGCAAAGAAUGCGGGAGUGUUUUUGCAAGUGCAAACGCUUUGGAACGACACAAAGUAUCGAGUCAUUUCGGAACUUUCGAGGACAAGGACGUGAGACCCAGUGAGGAGCAAGUGGGCGUGUCAAUGUACGAAGACAGCCAGUUGGACAUGGACUCGCUCGAUACCCAUGGAUUCGGAAAGGCACACGACUACCUGGCCAAUCUGAUCCUGUUCGGCUGUGGAGUGUGUCAGAAGAAGUUCACCACUCAAGAAGAGAGUUUGACCCAUUUCCACACUCAUGAACUGUUCGGCUGUGACAAGUGUCGUGAGGUGUUCGGGUCUGCGAGUGAGUUGCGUGCACAUAAACUGGACAAGCAUGGCGUGAGUUGUUCACACUGCGCCGACAGAUUCCUGGACGAAAAAGAGUUGAAUGAACAUGUUAAAAGUGCUCAUGGUUUCUGCUGUGACAGUUGUGACAAAUGGUAUUUGAGUCAGAAGGAGCUGGAUGAGCACUUCUUAGAUGCACAUGGCCUCAAGUGUCCCAAGUGCUCCUUCAAGUUCAAGACCCAGGACGAUCUGGACCAGCAUCUAGAAACUGUUCAUGCUGCUAAAGCCUUUAACGGUCUGCAGUUCACUGCAAAGACUGUUCACUUCUCGGAAAAGCUCAGAAAACCAACUAAAAAACUGAGAUCAAAACAGAAGAAAAAUUCUUCUAAAAAUAAACAGAACCCGUCUGAGAUGGGUAGCGAAUCACAGACCAGUGGCGCCGAGGAUCUUUCUGAAGGGAAUGAAAGGGCAAAUGAUGGAGAUAGAGAAAGUAAAAACAAAAAUGGUUUCAAGAAAAAGGGCCGAGCUCCGAAGUUUGUCUGUCCGACUUGCAAGGCCUCUUUCAAGACACGCGAAGAGUUAAUGGAACACAGAGAGAGCGAACAUGCCCCCAAAUUUGGCUGUUCUGAAUGCGAGAAGAAAUUCAUGACUCAAGAAGAGCUAGACGAGCAUCUCAAAUCACAUCCUCUGAUCAAAUGCAAGAGCGAGGAUUGCAGUGAGAAGUUUUUCACUGAUGAAGAAGCUGACAAACAUUUCGAAGACACUCACGCGCCCAAAUUUGCUUGCAACAAAUGCGAGCAGAAAUUUUUCACGAAAGAAGAGCUCAAUACUCACCACGAGAAAGUCCACCAAGCAGCUAGAAUGAGAGCGAGAGCUGAGAGGAAGAAAAGAACGAAGAAGGAGGUUGCAAAACCAGAGAAGAAAGUGGAAAAAGCUGAACCAGAACCCCCACCUAGGGAACCCACGCCAGAGCCCGAGCCAGUGAAGGAACCCACCCCUCCUCCCACUCCCCCUCCAGUGAAGACACUAACACCUCCCCCUCUUCCAGUGAUUGAAGAGCCAGAGGAAGAGGUGGAGUCGGAGGAGUCGGAAGAGGAGGAGUUGCCUGGACUGAGCAAGAGGGUGGAUCCCUCCAAAAUGAGGGAGAGUAGGAAGAAAGCGAUGCUCAUGUACAACAACAUGCACAAGGGAAAGAAGCCGCCGAAGCUGCCGAAACCACUUACGCCGCCUCCUGUUGAAUUCGACGACUUUGACUUCCUGUCGAAGUACUGUAUCUUCAACAAGGAAAAGUACGAACAGUUCAAAACUGUAUUCCAACAAACUGACGUGGACAAAGAUGGGUGGAUGAGUCCGGUGGAGAUUUUGACUGGGCUGAAGGUGUUGGGAGGUCAGUUUGACAUCACUGACAAACAGGCAGAGUACAUAUUCAGGAUUCUGGAGGUGGCAGAUUAUUCGCCCCACUUCGGGGCUGACUUCCAGCUGUUCUGCAUUGUUGCCUCUUUAGCCCAGAAGAUACAAUCAGUCGAUGACUUCAUGAAGAGUCUCAUUCGGAAUGUGGACCUCGAGAUGCUCAGUAGUCGCUGCUUCAAACUCAAGCAAUUUUUCCUGGCCAACGUGGACGACUACUCUAACGCCAUCUCCAUCUCCAGUCUCAUGCUAGAGUUGAAGGCAGGGGGGAUCAGUGGGGAUAACGAGCAGAAAGUGUACGACAAGCUAGCCCACCUUCACUGUCUCAACCUACUAGACUUCAUGACAUACUGUCCCCUCUUUAUACUCAUACACGACACUGUGAUUGAAAACCCAUUCAACAGAGAAGUGCUAGUUAACUAGUAAUGAUAAUUUGGCCUAAGAAGACUUUAUUAAUUGUUGUUUGUCAUUGCAAAUAGAUUAUUUUCAAUCAAAAAAACAUUUCUCAUCAAAAAUAUCAUUGCCAAAAAAACAAGUAGGUGGCACAAAAAGCGCGGACUGCAAUA